AUGGCGGAUGGUAAAAAUCAGCGAAAACAUGUCUUGCUAUUAGCAUAUCAGAGUUUUGGGAUGGUUUUUAGUGACUUGAGCACUUCACCUUUGUAUGUUUACAAGUGUACAUUUUCCGGGAGAUUACGUCAUUAUCAGAAUGAAGACAUGGUUUUCGGAGCCUUUUCGUUGGUUUUUUGGACGCUUACAAUGUUUUCAUUGUUUAAGUAUGUUGGAUUCAUGUUGUGUGCAAAUGAUAAUGGCGAAGGAGGGAUUUUUGCGUUGUACUCGGUUAUUUGUAGGCACGCGAAGUUUUGUAUACUUGCUAAUCAACAAACGGCAGAUGAAGAGAUUUCUACAUAUCAUAGUGUGGGUUAUUCGAAUAGGAAUGUGGUUUCGUCUCGGUUCAAGAAGUUUGUUGAGAGACAUAAGAGAAUGAAAACAGCUCUGCUUGUUUUAGUUUUGUUUGGUGCUGCUGUGUUUAUUACCAUUUCUGUCUUCACACCUGCAAUUUCCAUUCUUUCAUCCAUUGAAGGGCUGCAGGUUCGAGCCAAGAAUUUGCAUCAUGGUAUGGUGGUCAUCAUUGCCUUGCUUUUAUUGAUUGGCCUUUUUGUAUUGCAACACUAUGGCAUGCACAGGGUUGCCUUCAUGUUUUCUCCCAUUGUGAUUCUAUGGUUACUGUCCAUUGCCAUUGUUGGCACCUACAAUAUCAUUACUUGGAAUCCAAGAGUAUACCAGGCUCUUUCUCCAUAUUAUAUCUACAAGUUCUUUGGGGAAACUGGAAAGGAUGGUUGGAUUUCUCUUGGCGGAAUACUUUUAUGCAUUACUGGAACCGAAGUUAUAUUUGCAGGGCUAGGCCAAUUCACAGCUUCAUCAAUAAGGGUUGCUUUUUCAUUUUUCGCAUACCCAUGUUUGGUGCUUCAAUACAUGGGCCAGGCUGCAUUUCUUUCAAAAAACUUUUCUGCUGUAUCCACGAGCUUCCAUUCUUCCAUUCCUGAUUCGCUGUUCUGGCCUGUUCAGCUGAUGGCAACUUUGGCUGCAAUUGUUGCCGGUCAAGCUGUAGUCUCUGCCACAUUUUCCAUUGUCAAACAAUGCCAUGCAUUAGGAUGUUUUCCUCGCAUCAAGAUCGUACACAAAGCAAAAUGGGUACAUCACCAAAUAUACAUCCCAGAGAUAAAUUGGACACUUAUGAUUCUGUGUCUAGUAGCCACAGUUGGUUCUCAAGACACCAUUCAUUUAGGAAAUGCGUAUGGGAUUGCAUGCAUAACUGGGAUAUUUGUGACAACAUGUUUGACAUCAAUGGUCAUUGACUUCGUAUGGCACAAGAGCCUCGUGGGUGCUCUUUUGUACUUCUUAUUCUUUGGAAUAAUAGAGAUCAUUUUCCUAACAUCUUCAUGUAUGAGAAUUCCCAAGGGUGGAUGGGUUCCUCUUGUGCUCUCUGCAGUCUUUAUGUUUGUCAUGCAUGUGUGGCAUUACGGGAGCAGGAAGAAGUACCUGUAUGAUCUCCAUAAUAAAGUUUCCUUGAAAUGGAUCCUCACUUUAGGUUCUGAUCUUGGGAUUGUAAGAGUUCCUGGGAUUGGUCUUGUGUACACUGAGUUAGCAAGUGGAGUCCCAGCCACAUUUUCCCAUUUCUUAACUGACUUGCCGACAUUUUAUCAAGUGGUUGUAUUUGUCUGUGUUAAGACUGUUCCCAUUCCUUAUGUUUCCCAGAAAGAAAGGCAUCUUAUUGGCCGGGUCGGCCCCAAACCUUACAGGAUGUACCGCUGCAUUGUUCGAUAUGGAUACAAAGAUGUCCAUGAGAAUGAUGAGUAUGAUUUUGAAAAUGCUAUUGUGAUGAGUGUAGCAGAGUUCAUUCAAUUGGAAGCAGAGGGCUGUGGAACUCCUGAUGGCUCUGUGGAUGGUCGGUUGGCAGUUGUGAGGUCAUCUGAAAAUUUUGGAAAAAGAUUCAUGAUGUCAGAAUCUGAGGGCAAUAAGGAGAGCAGCAGUUUGAGAUCCCCUGCAUCUGGAAGUAGCUCCAGGUCAGCUGCAUUGCAGAAAUUGAAGUCCAUGUAUGAGCAGGAGUCACCACAAUUCUGCAAUAGGCCUCGAAUCCAGUUAAAGUUAUUGGAUACAACAUACAAGGAUUCCCGUGUCAAGGAAGAACUCUUAGAGCUCUUGGAAGCCAAAGAUGCUGGGGUAGCUUAUGUAAUAGGUCACUCUCAUGUUAAGGCAAAAUGGAAUGCAACAUUCUGGAAGAGGCUUGUGAUCAAUGUCUUUUACUCCUUUUUACGCAAAAACUGCAGGUCCCCUAGUGUCGGUUUGAAUAUUCCUCAUAUUUCCUUGAUUGAAGUGGGCAUGAACUAUUAUCUGUAA
Messenger RNA from Dovyalis caffra, 2331 nucleotides. Lineage: Eukaryota; Viridiplantae; Streptophyta; Magnoliopsida; Malpighiales; Salicaceae. The record is from the annotation of a GenBank genome assembly.